Pediculus humanus corporis (human body louse) is the source of this 1296-nucleotide messenger RNA. RefSeq lists its product as uncharacterized. The transcript has 3 exons. The coding region runs from base 1 to 1296 and encodes 431 amino acids. NCBI's taxonomy places the organism in Eukaryota, Metazoa, Arthropoda, Insecta, Psocodea, Pediculidae. Gene Ontology annotation, molecular function: DNA binding. The record is from RefSeq and is a predicted model, not a curated record.
AUGACUACUGCUGUUGCGGGUUCUAUAGUUAAACCACCGAGAAGAUCAGUACGUUCGCUGUCGGUACAAGAAAAAGUUCACGCCAUUGAUAGAGUACACGAGGGUGAGUCGAAAGCAUCGGUUGCGAGAGACAUAGGAGUACCGGAAUCCACUCUACGGGGUUGGUGCAAGGGAGAAGAAAAACUAAGAGGGAUCGUCGCGAGGUCGAACGGUGGUGGAAAUUCAUCGUCCAUUUUGAUGGAUACGUCGAAUUCGUUGGACGAGUCAUUCGAAAAAGUCGGAAAAUAUAAUUUAACCGAAGGGUUAAGUCAAAGUGUUGUUAGCAUAACGAAUCAAAAGCGUGAUUAUUUUUCAUCCCUCGACGAAGCACAACUACAACAGCAAAGUUCUUCUACGAUCGGGAAAAAGCUACCCAAAUUAGAUAUGAAAACAAACAACGAUGUUCCCAUGACGGAAAAUUUCGAAAAAGUAUCGAACCAAAGAAAUUGUGAUGAGAGUCCGAUUAAUUUUUCCAAAGACGGUGAAAACGAUUUGACUGUUACCGUAAGAAAAUCUUAUUCUCCGGAUGUAUUGACGACUCCUCCUGCUGGUGCUGGUGCUGCUGCUGAAAAGAAGACCACGAGCACAAGCACGGCCGUUUCAGCUGCUGCUGCUGCUGCGGCAAACUCCCACAAGUCUGAUGAAUCUCAACGUGACGUACAAAAUUUACGCAAUCCCGCGUUACCUGCUUUGGCAGCAAUUGCUUCCGCCAUAUCAAAUAAAAAUCAAUUACUUUAUAACGCGUACACGAAUGGAAUACUAAAAGACAUGAUACCGAAAGAAGAGCUUAUUAACAAACCUUUGGAUUAUUCUAAAAAGGUCACGUCGAGGCUCCCACGUAAUAAUAACAACGUUAACGAAACUCUCAUGCUGUGGUUACAAAGUCAAAGGGAACAAGCAUCCAUGCCUAUGUCGCCGCUCGAAGCAAGAACGGCAGAUUCGAGUAGUUGGUUUUGGAAAUUGUACAAAAAUUAUGGAAUUCUCACUCAGACGACAACUUCUUCUUCAAAUUCGAAAACGAAAUCGAGUAACGGUCAUAGCAUACAGGUAUCGGACGAAGAAGAUGAACCACCGGCUACGGCGGCAGAUGCUGUCAGACACGGUGAAAAGUUCCUAAGAUGGUUGGAAUGCUGUAGCGAUCCAAGCGUUACAGCUUUACAAAUAUUACAGUUCAGGUAUUUGCUCAACAACGUAAAAGAAUGUGCUGAGCGUCGGCGACAACAGGUUAGAACAAAAACAAGAUCUCGUCGUAAGUGA